Messenger RNA from Durusdinium trenchii, 354 nucleotides. Lineage: Eukaryota; Dinophyceae; Suessiales; Symbiodiniaceae. The record is from the annotation of a GenBank genome assembly.
AUGGCAGACCUUGCUUCCCUCCCUGCGGGUGAGCGCGUGCGCGUGCUUGGGGGCAGGAACUUUGAGAAGUUCCAUGGCGGCAUGGAAGGGACCAUCGUGGAAAACAGCCCAGACAGCAGGAACAUGCGGGUGCAGUUUGACGACGCAACCACCUCUGGGUCAGAUCCCAUAGUGGUGGCUUACAGGCACCUGGAGCAUGCAACCAAUCAGGGUGGCUACCGGCAUGUGAAGAAGGAGGACAUCAAGGUGGAAAAAACUGAGAGCUCGGCGCUUCUAAAGGCCGACAGCGACGGGAACGAUCAAUGGACGUGCUCUAAGACUCUAAGACCUGCAAGAAUCUGCAUAAAAGAUUGA